Acanthochromis polyacanthus (spiny chromis) is the source of this 2086-nucleotide messenger RNA. Its product is annotated as zinc-binding protein A33-like. The coding region runs from base 1 to 1389 and encodes 462 amino acids. The record is from RefSeq and is a predicted model, not a curated record. Gene Ontology annotation, molecular function: zinc ion binding; protein binding. NCBI's taxonomy places the organism in Eukaryota, Metazoa, Chordata, Actinopteri, Pomacentridae. The transcript has a single exon.
AUGGCUUCCACAUCAGACAAGGAUCUCUGCUGUCCCAUCUGUCACGACAUCUUCACAGAGCCUGUUGUUCUGUCAUGUAGCCACAGCUUCUGUAGAGACUGUCUGAAGACCUGGUGGAGACAGAAACCAACACACGACUGUCCAGUUUGUAAUACAAGAUGUUCAAGAGAAAAACCACCUGUUAGUUUGGUUUUAAAGAAUUUGUGUGAGUCCUUCCGGCAGCAGAGAGCUCAGAGAUCUUCAGAGUUUCUCUGCAGUUUGCACUCUGAGAAACUCAAACUCUUCUGUCUGGACCACCAGCAGCCAGUGUGUCUCGUCUGCAGAGAUUCAGAAAUACACUCCAACCACAGAUUCAGGCCCAUCAGUGAAGCUGUAAAAAAACACAAGAAGGAACUUCAGGAAACUCUGAAGCCCUUAAAGAAGAAGCUGAAGUUUUCUGAAAAAGUGAAAGUGAAGUUUGAUCAAACAGCAGAUCACAUUAAGGUCCAGGCCCGACACACAGAGAGGCAGAUUAAGGAGCAGUUUGAGAAGCUUCACCAGUUUCUGAUAAAGGAGGAGGAGGCCAGGAUGGCUGCACUGAGGGAGGAAGAGGAGCAGAAGACUGGGAUGAUGAAGGAGAAGAUGGAGGCUCUGAGCAGAGAGAUAGCAGAUCUUUCAGACACAGUCAGAGCCACAGAGGAGCAGCUGAGAGCUGAAGACGUCUCAUUCCUGCUGAACUACAAGACUGCAGCAGAAAGAGUCCAGAGCUGCCUCCUGAUGGAGGAUCCACAGCUUCACCCAGGAGCUCUGAUAGACCAGGCCAAACAUGUGGGCAACCUGAGCUUUAACAUCUGGAACAACAUGAAGGACAUGGUCUCCUACACUCCUCUCAUUCUGGACCCAAACACUGCACAUCCACACCUCAUCCUGUCUGAUGAUCUGACCAGUGUGAGAUUUGGAGAUGAACAGCAGCUUCCUGAUAAUCCAGAGAGGUUUGAUCCUUCUGUCGGUGUUCUGAGCUCUGAAGGCUUCGACUCAGGGACUCACAGCUGGGAUGUUGACACUGGAGGCAGUUCAUUGUGGGCACUAGGUGUUUUACAAGAGUCUGUCCAGAGGAAGACAAAGAUAGAGUCUGGAUUAUGGACAAUCGUGUUCCUUGAAGGUAAAUACCAUUCAUGGUCACCACCAGCUCCCCCCACUUAUCUCCCAGUACAGAAGAAGUUCCAGAGGAUCAGAGUGAAUCUGGACUGUAACAGAGGAAAACUGUCAUUCUAUGAUCUUGAUACUGAAACACACAUACACAUCUUCAAUCACACUUUCACCGAGAGGAUGUUUCCAUACAUGUACACUAUGGAAACAGUGAAGAUUUUACCAGUAAAAGUCUCUGUGGCAGUAGAACAGAUCAGUUAGAGAUCAACACGAUCAAUAGAUUCAUACUUGAUGCAUAGAUGCAUACUUUGUCUCGUCUCGUCCGUCUGUCUUGAAGUGAUCUAUUGGCACUGGACCUUCGAAACACCGAUCAUGGAAUUGAUUAGCUGGUCUCUCAACGCGAUUGACAAGAUUGUCGGGACAAAGAGCAUGGGUUUAGGGGAACCCACCUGCCCAGAUGGGAGUUUUGCCUCGGGCUAUGUGAUCGAUUCGUGGGGGAAGUGGCGAGGGAUCAUGUGCCUGGCACCCCUAUCUGUGGAGGACGUUGAAGAUGUCUACAUUUUCGGAUUUUUGAUGACAGGCCUGCUGACAAUUGGCUUGAUUGUGGGCCUGAGCUUCUGGAAGAUUAGGAGGACCGCAGAGAAAAAUGAUGUCCAAACUCUGCUGACCCCUGCAAACGAACGGAUCAAGGAUGUUGGUGAUCGGAUUGACGAACUCAAACGUAAGAUAGACAAUUUUGCUUGGUGUGACUGUUGAUUUGAGUCGCAGAGUGGAUGCCAUCAGGAUGCGUUUAGCCACAGCCGACGUCUGACAGUUGAGAGCGGCCAGAGGAAGAGGGAAAAUGCUCCUCUACUUCGACUAAACAAAAGGAUACUGAUAACAAUUCGGCGCCCCUGGAAUAAUAACAAACUCCUCUGGAAGCUUCCACGGCCAAGAGAUUGCUUUCCUAAACCCCCCC